This is a messenger RNA of Rhipicephalus sanguineus (brown dog tick), 1203 nucleotides long. RefSeq lists its product as uncharacterized. The record is from RefSeq and is a predicted model, not a curated record. The transcript is spliced from 5 exons. NCBI's taxonomy places the organism in Eukaryota, Metazoa, Arthropoda, Arachnida, Ixodida, Ixodidae. Bases 1 to 837 code for a protein of 278 amino acids.
AUGUCAGAGCACACCUUGUCCUUCAUUGGCAUUCAAAGGUUUACAAGUGUAGAACAAAAAACAGUUUUUAAUUUGGAGGUCGCAAGCAUAUUUAAUUUCUUUCAGAGCCUAUUCAUCAAGAGGCUGACUGUGGCUCGAAAGGUGCGGAAUCACAGAAAAUCGAAAAGAGCGCAUGUCACUGUUCUUUCACCCACCACUGAGAUCACAAAGGAGAAUGCUGUUGCCGAGCUACAGGCCUUAAAAGCGACCCAUUUGAGCGCCGUGACGCUUGACACAGAAAGGAUGCAGGCCCUCCUUAAAGUGACGUACGAAGAACGCUGCAAAAGCCAUGAUGAUCCACUGCCCCAGUAUUUCUUGCUAGAAGAAAUUCUUUGCAUCGAAGUCGAGCUUAGGUUUAAAAGCAGCAUUGGUGACCUGGAGAGAAAGCUAAGAGCAGUGUCGGAAGCGUUUUCAUGCAAAGAACAACGUGAAUGCACAUUCAUCGACAUCGUCAAGCACUUGCAAGGCCAUUCAAGGCACACGCUUAUCAACGAGAUGGCUCUACCGGAUGACGUGCAAAUCACUGCACCCCAUGUGUAUACCUGUCCUGAACACACUUGCGUUUACGCUGGAAGCGCUGAGCAAAUAAUCCGGAUAGCUAAUAGAAAUAUAGAGCGGGCCCUCAUUUUUUGCCUGCUGACAUAUUACAUCAAAAAUCUUGAGUACCCGCCUGCUUUCUCACCAGUCCUUGUCCUGCUGCAAAAGAUUGCCUUGCCGGACACACCCGUGCCUCGUGGACUGCUCACAAACCGCCUGAGGAAUCUUCUUUUGCUCUUGAGAAAGAAGAAUGUGUGCUAACCUUGUACUCCACUGAUAUUUUUGUUCGUCUUGGUUUUGUGCACCGUUUUGCUGGUUGGAUAUUAUAUUGUAUACAGGUCACAUUGCAGCAUAUAUGAGAGUUGCCUUUUGAGUCCUUGAGAAAGCACGAAGGACAUUUUAAUAAAGGACGUUUUGAAAGUAACCUAUGUCUUUUCGAUUGCUGUAUACCUUUGCAAAGGUUACAUUCCGAAAGAAAAGGGUGUAACCUAUAUAAACAAGAUUUAACCUUUAAUUUUGUAACCAUUAGAAAGGUUACAAAUGUAAAGGUUACACUUAUGUAACUUUUAGGUUAUAGGUGCACAAAAAUGUGAAAAAGUUCACCUUUGCAUAGGUUACCAUAUUUAG